Messenger RNA from Phyllostomus hastatus (greater spear-nosed bat), 2752 nucleotides. RefSeq names its product aquaporin 1 (Colton blood group) (gene AQP1). The transcript is spliced from 4 exons. NCBI's taxonomy places the organism in Eukaryota, Metazoa, Chordata, Mammalia, Chiroptera, Phyllostomidae. Gene Ontology annotation, molecular function: carbon dioxide transmembrane transporter activity; glycerol transmembrane transporter activity; water channel activity. Gene Ontology annotation, biological process: renal water transport; carbon dioxide transmembrane transport; hyperosmotic response. Gene Ontology annotation, cellular component: membrane. The coding region runs from base 78 to 893 and encodes 271 amino acids. The record is from RefSeq and is a predicted model, not a curated record.
CCCCGGCUGCCGCGGCUCAGCUCUCAGAGGGAGUCAAGCGCCAGGCAGCGGUCGCAAGCCAAGCCCCCCCUGCCAGCAUGGCUAGCGAAUUCAAGAAGAAGCUCUUCUGGAGGGCAGUGGUGGCCGAGUUCCUGGCCAUGAUCAUCUUCAUCUGCAUCAGCAUCGGCUCUGCCCUGGGCUUCAAUUACCCGGUGAAGAACAACCAGACGUCAGGUGGGACCCAGGACAACGUGAAGGUGUCCCUGGCCUUCGGGCUGAGCAUCGCCACGCUGGCCCAGAGCGUGGGCCACAUCAGCGGCGCCCACCUCAACCCGGCCGUCACCCUGGGGCUGCUGCUCAGCUGCCAGAUCAGCGUCUUCCGGGCCAUCAUGUACAUGGUCGCCCAGUGCGUGGGGGCCAUCGUCGCCACCGCCAUCCUCUCGGGCAUCACCUCCUCCCUGCCCGACAACUCGCUGGGGCGCAACGGGCUGGCCUCUGGCGUGAACUCAGGCCAGGCCCUGGGCAUCGAGAUCAUCGCCACCCUGCAGCUGGUGCUGUGCGUGCUGGCCACCACCGACCGGAGGCGCCGGGACCUGGGGGGCUCGGCACCCCUCGCCAUAGGCCUCUCUGUGGCCCUGGGACACCUGCUGGCGAUUGACUACACUGGCUGCAGCAUUAACCCUGCCCGGUCCUUCGGCUCCGCAGUGAUCAGUCACAACUUCACGGACCACUGGGUCUUCUGGGUGGGGCCGUUCAUCGGGGCCGCCCUGGCCGUGCUCAUCUACGACUUCAUCCUGGCCCCGCGCAGCAGCGACCUCACGGACCGCCUCAAGGUGUGCACCAGCGGCCAGGUGGAGGAGUACGACCUGGACGGCGACGACAUCAACUCCAGGGUGGAGAUGAAGCCCAAAUAGAGGGGGCCGGGCCUGGGCACCCCCGUGGGGGACAGGGGCAGGGGCAGGGGCGGGCGGAGGGCGGGGAGGGGAGGAGUCCGUAUUGUAGACACUCUGACAAGCUGGCCACCGUCCCUUGUCCAAGGUGCGGAGGGACGCGCGUGGCCAAGCCUGGUUUGGGGCUGUUGCUAUCACUUUCUUUCUCUUUCUCUGUUUCCUGGCCUCGGGGCCUCCUGGAGCCCAAGACGUACCACCCGCCCACUCCCUUGAAGUCACAGAGGAGGUGAAAGAGAGGGACCCGCUCUGCCAAGCUGUCCCCUCAGAGUGGGGCAGGAGGUGUGCCCGAAAACCCCCUCUUCCCGAAGCAGCUCACCAGCUCGCCCGCCGCGGGUGCCGGGGGCUCCACUGUCAGUGUCCCGGGCCUUCGGGCGCGGCCCUUUCUUGUAACGUGCACUUUGCCCCCUAGGGUGCUGUGAGGGAAGGAGACCCCAGGAGGGGCCGGGUUAGGAGCAAGAGGUGACGAGCUUCAUCUGCACAGCCUGGCUUGCUUCUGGGGCCCUCCUCUGGCUGGGCUGCAGAACCCUGGGGUGGUCCCUGUCUCGGGGCCUCAGUGGCCCAUGUCUGUGCAGUGGCAGGGACAGGGAGAGCUCUCGGUGGGCCCGAGGCCCCUCUGUAGGAUCCUGUAAGUGCGGACGCACCGUGGGUCCUGGGAGAUGAGGUCUGGACCAGCGCUGCGUUCUCCCUCCAGGGGCACAGCGGCAGCUGUGCGUCUGGGGAACACGAGGACACACGCACGCAUGCGUGUUUCAAAGCAGCGAGCGACAGUCUGGCCAUCAGAAGCUCCUUCCGCAGUGGCCUGGCCAGACAGGGCCGGCCGCCGCCGAGCAAAGGGCCGCUCAGAGGUCGAAGGAGGAGUACCCGUGUUUCCCCACUGAGUUCCAGUUGGCCCGGCCCACCUGUCCCUGCGUCCUCCUGACCGUUAUUCGGUUCUCCACCCGCUCCCGCCCCUGUCACACGGGAGUGUGCUUAUUAAGGGACAGUUUGUGACCCGAGGCCCGAAGUCUGGGGACAGAUGACCGUGAGGUGGCUCAGCCCACAGAGGCUGAUGCUGUUGCUGGAUCCUCCGGGGGUUCCCAAGUCCCCGGAUGACUCUGAGGUGGGAGGAGGAUCGGAAGCCCCCCUUACUGCUGAGGUCCCGGCUGGAGGUGCUGAGGGCAGCGGGGUGACCUGCACAGGCUCCCCGUGUGACCCAGGCCACCGCCUUCUGUCCUCACUCACCUGGAGGGAGAAUUGGCCUUGGCCUGGUGAAGGGGCUGUGGCUGCAGCCCAGGUGCAGCUCGGAGCACAGGGUCCGUCUCGGGGGCAGCUGCCCGCACAGUCCGUUCAAUUCCACCAGGGCCCGAGCGGGUCCCCCCAUGUGCCCGCGGCCACGGUGGUGGCAGAAAUGGAGACAACACUAAGACAUGUAGAGGCAGGAAGCCCGUGACAGUCACCGACCCAUCACGGCGUGUGCACACUCUCCCCCACUUCCUGAGCAGGGACUUCCAGUCCACUUAAUGGAUAAGGAAACUGAGGCCCAAGGUCCCACAGCUAGAUUGAGAUUUGGCCAGGCUGGGCAGCCAAGGCAUGUCUCUGGCUACUCCCUGGACCACGAGACUGACCCCUCUCACCCCCAGCUUCUCGGUUUCUGCCUGGAGCGCGGCCAGGGCCUCGGAGGGUGGAGGGUCAUGCUGGAGGGGGAGGGGGUGGACCCCCACUCCCUGCCUGGUCUCUGCUGUGCGCACCAGGACCCUGCUUCUGUCUGCGCUUCAUAUAUGUCUCUUUGGAAUCGGAGUUCCAUUCUAUGUUAAGAAAAUAAAGGAAAAUGAUUUCUAAGGUCA